AUGCUGCCGUACCUGUUCCCUGAGCUGUCCACCUUUGCUACAGUCGCCGAUCUUAUCACCCACCUUCGCACUAGUGAUGCUCGCCUGCGUGCUGCCCUUCCCACCGAGUUCUGCGCUAAGAACCCCCCUCCACUGUACUGGACACUCCACUUCAUAGUCACCCGACUCCCUGACACCCUCAGCUCAGUUCGAGACCACUUCCUUGCUCGCUGUCCCACUGAGCUCACAGUCGCCCUCCUAGAGGAGCAGCUGCUAGCGGCCGAAAAGAGCAUUGUAGCUGUCGGUGCUGCUCGUGGCGCUCCUCGCACCCCCAUCUUUGAGGGGUGUUCUCCCUCUCCCCUCGCUCCCUCCUACGCUACUGCUGCUGCUGUUGACUUCCUUGGUGCUGAGUCUGCUGGCGCUGCUUCUGCUCCUGGUGGGAGGCGCCGCACCGGCAAGGGCAAGGGGGGCAAGGGUGGCGGGGGUGGCGCUGGGGGGGGAGGAGGUGGGGGAGGUGGGGGGGGAGGCGGUGCUGGAGGGAGCGGUGGCGGGAGUGCUGGUGGGAGUGGGGUCGGCAGCGGAGGCGGGGGCGGCGGAGGGAGCGGUGGCGGUGGUGGCGGCGGCGGCGGUGGCGGCGGCGGCGGCGGUGGCGGCGGCGGCGGUGGCGGUCGGAGCGGAGGUAGUGGUGGUGGCGGAGGUCGGAGUGGAGGCACUGGCUCGGGCCAGAGCUCCCAGCAGCAGCAGCGUCCCCAGACGACCCAGCAGCUUCGUGAGUGGCUUGCUCAGCGUGGGACGUCGGGGGGCAAUGGCCGCUGUUCCUAUGAGAUGGGCGAGGAUGUUGAGCGCCCCCGCUGGGCUGAGCUCAUGAGGGCUGGAGUUGAUAUCUUUGCUCUUGACUAUGAUGCUAUUAUUGCUGCCAUGUAUGCAUUGACUGUUAGUGCCGAGGGAGACUGUUACUUGUGUGUGCCGCCUGACCCAGGUAUAGAGCCCGCUGCCCUGGGUACUAGUGAGUCUGCUCUCUCCGGUAUGGUGCCCCCUGUACUUGCUCCCUCCAGUGCUGUCCCGGCUGUUUGCGAGUCUGCUCUCUCAGGUACAGCACCCACAGAGACUGCUCUCUCAGGUACCGCACCGGCUGAGGCCUGUCACACCUUCACCCUUGACUCAGUCCUUGCCCAGUCCACCACUGUGCUCCCUUGUCCGGCGGUUCCGUCUGGCUCGUUGUCGGGUUUCCACCUCCCCUCGUUCUCGACGAACCUGGUGAGCAACGCUGUCAUCCAGGAUCAAUGGGUUGACACCUUUACCCCUGGAGGACAGCGUGUGGCGAUCUGCACGUGCUCCAGGACCGGCCGUCACCUGGCUACGUUUACCCGUCGGCCGGGGUCGAGUCUCUACACACUGACCACUGCGUCUCCUCAGGUCGCUGCUGUCGGUCAGGUGUCCGCGUCAGGUCUGGUGGCCCACGCCUGUGAGUGUCGUUCCCUGUCACACCAGACUCUUCUCUGGCACCACCGCCUGGGUCACCCCUCCUUGCCACGCCUCCGUGGCAUGCACCGUCGCCGCCUUGUGUCUGGUCUUCCCAGGUCUCUCCCUCCCCUCCCUGCCUCGCCUGCGCCGCCUUGCCUUCCUUGCGUCGAGGGGCGGCAGCGCGCCGCUCCUCACUCCUCCUCGUUCCCCCCGACAGAGGCUCCUCUGCAGACCCUCCACCUGGACGUGUGGGGCCCAGCCCGCGUUCGUGGCCAGGGCGGUGAGCGGUACUUUUUGCUGGUUGUCGACGACUACUCGCGUUACACCACGGUCUUCCCCUUGUGCACCAAGGGUGAGGUCCCUGCUGUUCUGAUCCCUUGGAUCCGCACAGUUCGUCUCCAGCUCCGCCGCCGUUUCCGGACGGAUCUUCCUGUCCUGCGUCUGCACUCUGACAGAGGUGGUGAGUUUUCCUCCGAUCUCUUGAGGACCUUCUGUCAGGCGGAGGGCAUCGAGCAGACCUUCACGCUUCCGGACUCCCCACAGCAGAAUGGGGUUGCUGAGCGCCGCAUUGGCCUGGUCAUGGAGGUCGCUCGUACCUCCUUGGUCCACGCGGCGGCUCCCCAUUUUCUGUGGCCGUUUGCUGUCCGGUACGCCGCGCAUCAGCUCAACCUAUGGCCCCGUGUCUCCUUGCCGGAGACCUCUCCCACACUGCGUUGGACGGGGGAGGUUGGCGAUGCGUCGCGCUUCCGGGUGUGGGGUGCUUGUGCCCUUGUCCGCGAUACGUCCGCGGACAAGCUCUCCUCCCGCACACUUCCCUGUGUCUUCCUUGGCUUUGUCCCUGACGCGCCGGGCUGGCAGUUUUACCACCCCACCUCGCGCCGGGUCUUCGCCUCUCAGGACGUCACCUUUGACGAGUCGGUCCCUUUUUACCGUCUCUUCCCCUACCGCACUGCCCCCCUCCCUCCCCCGCCGCUUUUCCUUGCUCCUGGUCCCCCUCCGGUAGACCCCCUUCCCCCUCAGGGUCCUGCUCCUUCAGGUGUCUCUCAGGUAGACCCUCCUCCCGUCGCUGAGCCUGUCGAGGUCACAGGUGACUCAGGUGCUGCUGCAGGUGGUGCUGCUGGGAGUGCUGAGCCUGGGGGUGCUGAGCCUGCGGGUGCUGGGCCUGGGAGUGCUGGGACUGCGGGUGCUGGAGCUGAGGGUACUGUGCCUGGGAGUUCGGCGCCUGGGGGUGCUGAGCCUGGGGGUGCUACGACUGGGGGUGCUGAGCCUGCGUGUACGGAGUCUGGGGGUGCUGAGCCUGGGGGUACUGCGCCUGAGGGUACUGGGCCUGGGGGUGCUGCUGCUGAGCCUACGGAGCCUGGGGUUGCUGCGUCUGGGGGUGCUCUUCCUGACGGUACUGGAGCUGCUGGAGCUGACGACACUGGAGCUGACGGUUCUGGACACGGUGGUCCUGCUGGUUCUGGAGGUGCUGGCGAGGGGAGGUCUGACGCUGCUGGGGCCUCUGGUGCUGACGUCGCCGACUCGGGGGGUGCUGCGGCGGAGGGUGCUGGUCCAGGUGCUUCUGGUGCUCCGGGUGCUGGAGGUGCUGGCGGAGCUCCGCCGUCGCGCCUGUUCUUCGCUCCUCCGUCGCCGUCGGCUUUGCCGCCGCCUGACACGGUGCUUCGCCAGGUUCUUUCCCUCCCGUCUUCCACUGGCCUUCCCCUUCAGCCUGGCUCCCCCCUCCCUGCUCCUGUGCCUUACACUGCACAGCCGGACUCGCUUACGGAGCGUCGUGAGCCUGCGUCUCGUCCUGCCUCGCCUGUUCGCGCUGCUCGCGCUGCUCGCACUGCGCGCACUGGUCCCACUGGUCGUCGUGUCGCGCGUCCGCGUCCUCCUCCUGUUCCUGGCACGCAUAUUAUGGCCCUUCGUCCUUCCACUGGUCCACAGCGUGUCCCCCUACCGUCUCCUCCUGCGUCUUCUCUUCCUGACGUUCCCGACCCUGAGUCUGACAGUGUUCGUGCUGCCCACCCUACUGUUACGCGUCUUCUCGCCACUGUUGUCACUGACCCCUCGUUUGAGUCUGCUGCUGCGUCUGCCCUGGUCGCUGAGCUUGUCGACUUUGCUGCUGCCUGUCGUCUAGACUACGCCGCCAGUCUUGUUGCCGGGUCUGAGUCUGUCUGUCCUCCGUCCGUCGGGGGUGAGUGUGCUCUUGGCACGGACGUCCUUGAGGACAGGCAGGAGGACUUUGACUCUCUUGCGGCUGCUGUACCUCAUCUCGUGGCCUGGUUGCUUGCCCCUGAGGGAGACCCGGAUGCACUAGACAUCCCCACUCCGCGCUCUUACGCAGAGGCGAUCUCGGGUCCCUACUCCUCUCAGUGGCAGACAGCCAUGGACGCAGAGAUGGCAUCCUGGAAGUCCACAGGCACCUACGUCGACGAGGUUCCCCCUCCUGGGGCGAACAUCGUCGAUGGCAUGUGGAUUUUCAGGGUGAAGCGGCCGCCAGGUUCUCCACCUGUCUUCAAGGCUCGUUACGUUGCUAGAGGCUUCAGUCAGCGUCAGGGGGUUGACUUCUUCCAGACCUUCUCCCCCACCCCGAAGAUGACCACUCUUCGGGUUCUGCUACACGUUGCUGCUCAGCGUGACUACGAGCUUCACUCUCUUGACUUCAGCACAGCGUUCCUGCAGGGCAGCCUGCACGAGGAGAUCUGGCUGCGCCGCCCACCUGGCUUCACUGGGUCGUUUCCUCCUGGUACCCAGUGGAGCCUCCGCCGGCCAGUCUACGGUCUCCGCCAGGCGCCACGUGAGUGGCACGACACACUGAGGACUACACUUGCAGCUCUUGGGUUCGCGCCGUCUACUGCUGACCCGUCGCUGUUUCUACGCACAGACACGUCGCUACCGCCGUUCUACAUUCUCGUGUACGUCGACGACUUGGUCUUUGCUACUGCUGACACUGAGGCACUCGCUCGUGUGAAGUCGGAGCUGCAGAAGAGACACACCUGCACUGACCUGGGUGAACUGCGUAGCUACCUUGGCUUGCAGAUCACCCGGGACAGAGCUCGCCGCACCAUCACCCUGACUCAGUCACACAUGGUGCAGCAGGUCCUUCAGCGCUUCGGCUUCCAGUUCUCCUCACCACAGGCCACACCUCUGGCUACCAGCCACUCGCUCUCAGCUCCACCUUCGGACGAGUCCGUAGAGCCGAGUGGCCCGUACCCAGAGCUUGUAGGCUGCCUCAUGUACCUGAUGACUUGCACGCGACCUGACCUCGCGUACCCACUUAGCAUCCUUGCUCGUUACGUUGCGCCUGGGAGACACAGGCGAGAGCACUGGGAGGCUGCUAAGAGGGUGCUGCGUUACUUGUGCAGUACAUCAGGCAUGGGGCUGGUGCUUGGAGGACACGACAGAGUUGUCCUCACUGGUCACUCGGACGCUUCUUGGGUGGACGACCUGGCUACGCAGCGGUCGUCACAGGGUUACACCUUCAGCCUUGGCUCUGGUUCUGUCUCGUGGCGGUCCACCCGCUCUUCCUCUGUUCUCGGCUCUAGUUGUGAGGCUGAGAUCUACGCCACAGCCAUGGCUGCACAGGAGUUACGCUGGCUCACCUACCUGCUGACUGACUUGGGAGAGCGGCCUAGUUCUCCUCCAGUUCUGUACGGUGACAACAAGGCAGCCCUUGCCUUGUGUCAGGAGCACAGACUGGAGCACAGGACGAAGCACAUUGCUCUUCGCUACUUUCUUGCUCGAGAGCUUCAGCAGCGCGGUCAGCUUCGGCUUGUGUACGUGGACUCGAAGGCCAAUACUGCUGAUAUCUUCACCAAGGCGCUCCCGCCUAGUGAUCAUCAGCGGCACUCCCAAGCAGCGGGCGUGCAACCGGGCCAUGAGGUGAGCCAAGCACAUGGGUCUGAGCAUAGGACGGGCCUUGAGUUCCGUGCAGCAAGGGAGGCUGCUGAUGCGAUUGGGGCACAGAUGGUGCUGGGAGAUCGACCCAUUGAGAUCACUUUGGUCAACAUGCUCGCCUCUCGUCUCCCCUCCCACCAGCUUCGCCGUGCAUGGAAGGCCCUCUCUCUUCUCGAUCGCGUUCGCCUCGCCUCUGCUCUCCUGCAAGGCGGGCUGACAGGAGGGGGUGCUCUGGAGCAAGGCAGACUGCGAGGGGAGUUGUUGAAACGGCAUGAUUCUAAGGGAGGGGAGGAGAAGGGGGGGGUGGAGGAGAAGGUAGGAGUGGAAGAGAAUGGAGGGAAGGAGGAGGAAGAGGAAGACGUGGAGUUUCUGUCGGCUGUUUUUCAGGAAGUUGCGCGGCAGUUUCCCGCGCUUAUCGGGCCGCUGGUGCAUGAGAGGGAUGCGGUGGCAGGAAAUGAGUGGACGCGGCGGGAGAUGAUGGCUGCUUCUAGCAGCGGGCUAGCGGCCGUAGCCCUCGCUAUUGUCACAUCGGGCGCCACGACUGCUCCAACUGCCAACGCAGCCACAGCAGCGCCGCCAGCACCAGCAACUGCUGGUGCUGCAAUUGACACUGCUUCCUGGAAGCUUCUUGAGAGCGCGUUUGGCUUCUCCUUUCUCUACCCGUCCUCCUAUAUAGUCACGAUUAACCGCAAGAAUGACCCGGCAGAUGCCCCGCUUACAGCAGACGGCGCUCAGGCUCUCGCUGUUGUGGGGAAUUUUGUCACCUUCGACACGAUGAGUGUCGUUCGCUACGCCUUCACUCCAAACCCUGACAAGCUUGCUCCGCUAAUCCAACGUAUCCUGCCCAACGGGAACCUCAGCACCUCAUUGGUGGAGGACACGGUGUUCCCCAACCAGCCAAUCAUAGAGCUUCCUCUGGAUCUCCAAAAGAUUCUCUCUGCCCUGGCAUCCCCUGCCGGACUCAGCUUCGAUGUGAUAACGGAGACGUGUCGAGGCAGGAUAGAGGAGGGGAAGGGGGGCGUGGGUGAGUGUGUGUCAGUGCGAGGGGCCGACCUCGUUCAACCAAUCGUGCGCCGCCACAUAGGCCGGAUACUCCUGUCAGAAGGUUACCUCUAUGUUAUCACUGCAUCAUGCACCGAGGCACGGUGGCCAAUAAUGAGCGCACAGCUGCUAGCAACUCUCCAGUCAUUUGCCUUCCUCUGA
Messenger RNA from Closterium sp. Yama58-4, 6525 nucleotides. Lineage: Eukaryota; Viridiplantae; Streptophyta; Zygnematophyceae; Desmidiales; Closteriaceae. The record is from the annotation of a GenBank genome assembly.